Molecule: messenger RNA, 2992 nt
Organism: Lytechinus variegatus (green sea urchin)
Lineage: Eukaryota; Metazoa; Echinodermata; Echinoidea; Temnopleuroida; Toxopneustidae
Product: kelch-like protein 20
Exons: 9
Coding region: 296-2164 (622 amino acids)
Molecular function (GO): protein binding
Source: RefSeq, a predicted model, not a curated record
GGUGUUUGCAAAAACCCUUUGGUACAAUCGGCCUCAUCGUGCUUCACCCCCCUUUUUCUGUUUUAAACAUUUUCCUUUCUUAUUUUACUGUGCAGUGCAGUGGUUAAGAUUUUAAAAGUUGGUCCGAAAUUUCAGUUUACAAAAUGUUUUGAAGUCAAGUUGUCCAAAUUCUGACUGAAUUGUUUUCAAUCGCAAUUUGUAAGUGCAUCUUUACUGUAACAACAAACAAUUUCUCAAGGUCCUCCGACAGAUCCUAUUCACAUGUUGAGUUGACCAACUACUUAUAAUCAUCAAUAUGGAUGAGGAGUCCAAGAUCACUUUGACAGCAACCAACAAACGAGAGUGGCCAAACUCCACCCUCAAGUCGCUGAACACAUUCCGACAGACUGAACACACCCUCUGCGACGUCUUCCUCCGCGGGGAGGAUACUCUUGAACCGAUACCCGCCCAACGCUGUGUGCUUGCUGCCAACAGCGUUUACUUUCAUGCCAUGUUCACGUCAGGGCUUGCAGAGAGUAAGCAGGACCACAGGGAAGUGUCCAUCCGUGGUGUUGACACAGGAACCCUUUCUCUCAUCGUGGAGUUCCUCUAUGUUGGAAGCUGUCGCCUACCUAGUGGCACCAUGCAUAGAGUGAUGGACUUGCUUGCCGCUUCUACCAUGCUACAGGUGGAUGAGCUCUCCCAUGCAUGCAGUAUCUACCUUGAAAAGUGCUUGGACUCUGACAGUGCAAUAGAACUAUGGCUGUUUUCAGAGAGUUUUGGUGUUUCUGAUCUCGCUGAGCCUUGCAAGAGGUAUGUCCAGUCAUACUUUCGCUCAAUCAGCAGGAGCCAGCGAAUCCUUGAACUUGAUCGUCAGGAAAUUGCAGCCCUUCUUGGCCUGGAGGAAGUAAAUUUAGGGAAUGCAGCGAAUGAAGACACCCUUGUUGAACUUCUUCUGAGAUGGUUAACCUUUAAUCCUAAAGCUCUUGACUCAGAUCUACUUCCUGUUCUUAAUAAGAUUUGUUGGAAUGAAGUUAGUCAAGAGUGCAAAGAUACGUUCAGAGAGAAACUUGCUGAAAUAGCAGAGGACAGUUCUUCAGAUUCUUUCCAAGUACUAGAUAUUAUUUCAAAACCAUCAUCUCUGAAUCCAAGCCUCAGACGAACCUUCUUUUCUUCAGUUUGUUCCAUUGGAGGCCUUCAGAAUUCAAGAGCAGGACGGAGGUCGCCGCACACUAGUUCCAUUGAGGUCGCCGACAUCGAUGCAAGGACGGGCUCUAUUCUCAGGCAGUGGUCCCAGUCCAGAGGGUUCCACGGAAGACAGUCCACCAGCAACAUCAACCCACAGUAUCACUUUCUACCAUUCCAUGGUCACCUCUAUGCUUUCUACUCCUUCAAUCAAGACCGGACACUCUUGACAUCGUCCAUGUCGAGUCACCAGGGUAACAAAUCAGACGAUGUGCUGUGUCUAAGUGUGGCCAACGUCAUGAAUGCCAAUCUGAAAGUGUUAAGGACUAGACCUUGUGACGUUGAGUCGGUCUGGUGGGACUUGAUUGACAAACAUAAUUAUGCACUUGCCAUCGAUGAAGCGAAGGGAGUGGUCUUUUUGUGUGGGUGCACGGAGCAGAGAGAAGGUGCCUCGUCUAAACGGGUUUUCAAGCUGGAUAUUGAGAAGAAUGUCUGUUCUGAAAUGACCAGUCUGCCUUUUGGAAGAUCUCAUCAUAGAGCAGUACUUGUAGAUGGAGAAUUAUUCGUACUUGGUGGAGUAGACCGUUUACUAACCCCUCUUUCUACUGUUUUAAAAUAUGACUGGAUGAACAAUUCUUGGGAAGAAGUGAGCCCAAUGCAUGAGCCAAGGAUAGAUGGAGCCUAUGCCUGUGUUGGUGGCAGGAUAUAUGCGUCUGGUGGUUCAACGUCUAAAGUACGUUCAAGAAACGUUGAGGUGUACAACCCUUCUCUGGACAUUUGGACAACACUGAGUCCCAUGUCGGUACCAAGGGUUAACCAUGGACUUGUGGCUGUUGGAUCCUUCCUGUUUGCUAUGGGUGGUCAAUCAUAUUCUGGGGAAAAUGGAGGUGCCAGGAACGUGCAAAGAACAGUUGAGAGGUACAGCAUCGCAGAAGGAUGUUGGGAGGCCGCCUGGGAGAUGUCAGAAUGCAGAUGGGGGAUGACAGCAUUCACGCUUUAGAGAGAUAGACUGAGAACGUGUCCAAAGAGCAAUGGAGUGGUACAGCAUCACUAAUGGCUCCUUAUCAGAUGUCAAAGUGCACAUAGGGGAUGACAGCAUUCACGCUUUAGAAGUUCGAAGGUGUCCAUAGAUCAAUGGAGUGCUACAGAGUCACAAAAACCUUCUUAGUGGAUGUCAGACUGCACAUAUAGGAUGACAGUGUGCACCUGUGGGAUGACUCAUUCAAUCAGGAUACAGUGAGCAUUGUCCAAAGAGCAAUGGAGUGAUAAAGCAUUGCUAAAGACUCCUACAGGGAUGUCAAGAGUGCAAGUCGGGAGCAUCAUUAGACACUUCACCAGAGUCACUCAAAUCAUGUCCAAUUGCAUUCCCAUGUUGCCAUUUUAUUUGUCAUGUGUAGACAGUCCCUACAAAUAAUUGUUUACUUUCCAUUUGAUUAUGUCCAGUGUGUGCAAUAUUCCAUUACAAAAUAAGGAGUAACAUUCUAGUAAUAUGUUUAAAGUAAAAUUACUGUCAUUUAAAAAAAAAGUUUGGAACAAGUUUAUCUUGCUAUAUUGCCAACCUGAUUCAACCUCUAUACACCUGUAUCCCUCCCACUCCAUAUUAAAAAUGAACAAACAAAAAUAUUAUUUCAUACAUGAUUUGAUCGUUUAUUUUCACUGCUUUUCAUUCUUUUUCUUGCCCUAUGGAAAUAAUGUUCCUCACGAUGAUCUUCCACCUGAAUUUUGAAGUUAUCGCAUAUCUGUGAUUUUUCUUGUCAGGUUCUGAAAUUCAAAUAAUGUACAAAUGUGUGUGUGUUUGUAUCUGUGCUUUGGUAACCAUGGCUGAAAA